This is a messenger RNA of Anoplopoma fimbria (sablefish), 5827 nucleotides long. It is a transcript of the gene dennd1a, whose product is annotated as DENN/MADD domain containing 1A. Gene Ontology annotation, molecular function: guanyl-nucleotide exchange factor activity; phosphatidylinositol phosphate binding. NCBI's taxonomy places the organism in Eukaryota, Metazoa, Chordata, Actinopteri, Perciformes, Anoplopomatidae. The record is from RefSeq and is a predicted model, not a curated record. The coding region runs from base 78 to 2951 and encodes 957 amino acids. Gene Ontology annotation, biological process: endocytosis; endocytic recycling. The transcript is spliced from 22 exons. Gene Ontology annotation, cellular component: cytosol; clathrin-coated vesicle.
AACAAAACACCUUCGGACCAGGCGCGUCCGUGCACCGCGAGCCGCUACCGACAACGACGGCGGUGCGAGAAGCGAGGAUGGGGUCCCGGAUCAAAGAGAACCCCGAGUCCACUUUUGAGGUGUAUCUGGAGGUAGCACAUCCAGGCACACACAGCUCUGGGCCGGAGGUGCGGAGACAAUAUCCUGAAGACUACACAGACAAGGAGACUCUUCAGACUGUGCCCAAAUUCUGCUUCCCCUUCAACAUGGACAGUCUGACAGUCAACCAAGUAGGCCAGAACUUCACAUUUGUGUUGACCGACAUCGAGAGCAAACAGAGAUUCGGCUUCUGUCGCCUCUCCUCGGGUGCCCACACCUGCUACUGCAUUCUCAGCUACCUGCCCUGGUUCGAAGUCUUCUACAAACUGCUUAAUAUCCUUGCAGAUUACACCAUCAAAGGCCAGGAAAGCCAAUGGCAGGAGUUCCUGGUGUCCCUGCACACGCUCCCCAUCCCCGAGCCCGGGGUCCCCGUUCAUCUCGGUGUGCAUUCCUUCUUCACUGUGCCUGACAUAAGGGAACUCCCCAGCAUACCUGAGAAUAGAAACCUAACAGAGUACUUUGUAGCAGUAGAUGUCAAUAACAUGCUUCAUCUGUACGCUAGUAUGCUUUAUGAACGUCGAGUCCUCAUCUGCUGUAGCAAGCUAAGCACUUUAACAGCUUGUGUCCAUGGGUCUACAGCCAUGUUGUAUCCAAUGCACUGGCAACAUGUUUACAUUCCUGUCCUGCCUCAACAUCUAUUGGACUACUGCUGUGCCCCAAUGCCCUACCUCAUCGGAGUACAUUCCAGUCUCAUGGAGAAAGUACGAGGGAUGGCUCUGGAUGACGUGGUGGUCCUGAACGUGGACACAAACACCCUGGAAACGCCCUACGAUGACCUCCAAAGUCUGCCCAACGAUGUGGUCUCAUCUCUAAAGAACCGUUUGAGGAAGGUUUCCACAACGACCGGGGACGGUGUGGCCCGAGCCUUCCUCAGGAGUCAGGCGGCUCUGUUCGGCAGCUACAGAAACGCUCUGCAGAUUGAGUCGGGAGAGCCGAUAACAUUUAAUGAGGAAACCUUCGUGAGCCAUCGUUCCAGUUCCAUGAGGCAGUUCCACCAGAACGCCAUCCAGCUGCAGCUCUUCAAACAGUUCAUUGACGGCCGGUUGGACCUGUUGAACUCAGGAGAGGGUUUCAGUGACAUCUUUGAGGAGGAGAUCAACAUGGGCGAAUAUGCAGGCAGUGACAAGACCUACCACCAGUGGCUGUUCACUGUGAAGAAAGGAGGCGGGGCUAUCUUCAACACAGUGAAGACCAAAGCAAACCCAGCCAUGAAGACCGUUUACAAGUUUGCAAAGGACCAUGCCAGAAUGCGUAUCAAGGAAGUCAAGAGCCGACUUAAACAGAAGGAGCAGGCAGAAAAUGGCUUCUCCACAGCAGGGUCAGCGGUCAUUGAUGAAGACAGCACAGCAGGGUUCACCUCCUCCACCGGUGCAGUUAGGAGGGAGGGGCCACUGCGAACCUUGGACGACAGGCCAAUCACUGUGCAUUUUGGACAGGUUCGGCCACCAGUGCUGUUGAAGAGACCAAGCAGCAAUGUGAGUCUGGAAAGCAGCGUUGACCAGCCACAGCCGUACCGCUCCCUGAAGGAGGCCGAGUUGAUAGAAGGGGACGAUCCUGGUUUCGGGGCAGAGAGUCACACUGCCCCUCCCAGCCCGGUAAACGAGAAGUUCUCCAACGUCAACCUGCUGGGAGAUAUCUUCGGCUGCCAGGACGAACCUGACAGCCAACCAAUCACCUUGGCCAAAAGUCUCGAAGAUCUGAGGACUCCCAAAGACACUGAGGAUCUACAAGCCAAGUUCACCUACCAGCGGAUGGACCUGAAUGUCGGUGAAUACUCGCGAACGCUUCCGGGCCUCAAGCUCCCCAACCCGUACAACAAGCUGUGGAGCGUAGGGCAGGACGACGCAGCCUUACCCGUUUAUGUGCCUCCCGCCUGCGACAGACCUGCGCCUGGCCAACCUCCCGCGCCGAUAGAAGCCCACUCUCCGAGCCGCGAGAGCUCUGGCCCGGGCCCAGAUGCUUUGGACCCUUCCGCCCACGGUUACAUCACCAUUCCACGUCCCCAGGGAAGGAAGACGCCCGAGCUCGGCCAUGUGCUAGCACCCCCCGCCGCCCAGCUGCGCUCUAAACCGGCGGGAGCUGGCGAAGGAGGGACUACGUCAGGGGGCCAAGAGUUUAGGCAAGCCCUGAGCAUGACCACGGAUGGAGACCUGAUGAAGCCCACCAAGGCCGCUGAGGACAGUAUGGAUCUGAUAAGCCUUCUAGACCCCCUUAACAGCUCAGCACCCUCCAGUUCGUUGAGCGACGGGGUAGACGUUGGCGCGUCUUCAUCGUGCUGCAAACCAACACUACCACCCAGGUCCUACCCACAGGGCUUGCCUCCUUUCCCACUGCAUCCUCACAUAUCACUCAACCCUUUUGCCCAGUCUCUGCAGCACAACUCCCCUCACAUGCGUUACUCACCGACUGUAGGUGGGAAUCCCUUCAGCGUGGUCUACGGGCCUCCAGCGGGCUCUUACUCACAUGCUCCGGCCCAGCCACAGUCCUUUUCUACACUACCGGGGCUCUACAGACAACAUUCGCCCGGCAGCUCUACUCUGCCGCCCAGCUAUGGACUGGUACAGUCAGCAUUCCCCUCCUCGCUCACCUCCCUGCCUCAUGUCUCGGCCAGCAAUCACGCCGUCUCCAGUCUCUUGGACUCCACUUCUGUCCCCAGCACGACCGCGAACACACUGAUAAAGCCGCUUCGUGCUGAGGGAGACAGCCAGAAGACUCAGGAUCCUUUUGGGGAUCUGCUGACUAUGGCCAAGCCAGCUACACCCCCAAAAAAGAAGGUGGAGGACCUUCGGAGGAGGUGGGAAACAUUUGACUAAAACCUGUGAAUAUGUACUGAGGUGCCCCUUUCUGUCACUACCCAAACUCCCCACACGACUGUGUCAGGACCUUUUAUUGCAUUUAAUGGCGCGUUAGCUCUAAUACAUGCUACUCUGCUUAUGCAACUCACAAACGUAGAAAAAUAAAAACCUUAAACUUAAAGUUAGUUAGUAAACAUUAGGUUAUUAGUCUACAUUAUUCCCCCUGCACAUUAAAGUUAAUACAAGGAACUUUUAACUGGUUAGGUAACGGUCUCAAUGUAAUAUCCCUAUAUGACUUUCUUAAGUAAACAAGGCCAUCAGCAAGAAGAUUAGUCAUUUCUAUAUAGUUAUAACGCGACAUCAGACGAAACGUUGAAGGAAGUUCACCAGAAACCCCUUCAGCUCUGACUCCAGCGGGACCGCCGUCAGCAGCUUUGCCUCGCAGCUCCGCCGGCCCCCUCUGAUCCAGAUGGGUGCGGCCAAAGAAGAGGUUGUGGUUGGGAGGAUAUAUCGCACGAUAGGAUGAGCUGUCUGCAACUUAAGCUGUAGGUUUGUGUCCGCCGGCGGCUGCAGGACCUGAUGAUCACCGCCCCGCUUCCUGGGAGACGGCACAGGCACCACGCUGCUGGAGGUCCAGGCCACAUUGAUGGGCCCACUGGAGGGAAGGGAGGCACGGGGGGGGGACCGGAACCGGGAUUGAGCGGGGCACACCGUCAGCCCCUGUUGCAGAAAAUGAGAGGUUUUCCUAAGGGACCCUGGUAGCUGCAGGUUUUUACGACACCCGGUGGUGGCGGUCAUGGAAACCACUUUUGUCCACAGGGGGCGCCAAAAUCAACACAAAGUGAAAGUUCCUUGUAGUAACAUUAAAGGUGCUUUGUUGGCUGACUUCUUUAUUGAAACAAUAAUGAAUCCUCUCAGCCCACAGUUUGUAUGGCUGCGCUGUUAGUUCAUUUUCACUUUCCAUUACCACCAGUAUUAACCAGGAUAAAAGCAGUUGUCCGUUUCAUUCAUUCAUGUUUUUUUUCUCGUUUAGUUUGUUGUGCAUGUGGCGUACAGCUGAGCAGCAAUUCAGAGACGAUGCAUCAUUUACUGCAACACAAGGUCCUGAUCCAGUAUGUAGGAAUGUUCAUGUAUUACCUUACACACUCACACACACACUCACACACACACACACACACACACACACACACACACACACACACACACACACACACACACCUGCCCUCCCCACUAUGAUCAGCUGUGAUGCUGACCAAUGACAAACCCACAGCCCACAACACUUGAGCUCCCCUGUAGUUGUCUAAGGAUUGCCUACGUUUUUUUUGUUGUUUUGAUUUUCUUUCCCGCCAUUCUACCCAGAAAUUUGUGCUUGAACGCCCGCCUUGCUUCGAGAUAUUCAGAUGCCAACGGCCCAUCGCCACUCAUUAACAAAUUCUUCACAAAAUCCUCAGCCUCUAGGGUCACCUGUCUUUUAAUGCCGCCACGUUAGCGUAGUGCUGCUCAGCGUAGAUCGGUGUAGAUUUGUGACUUAAAAAUAGCGCAGUUGUUUCCUGAUAGAGGUGUUUGUCACACUUGCAGCAGCAGAUGUCUUAAUGAUGUGGACUUCUACAAUAAGCUAGUAGCUAUGGAUCAGAUGAGAAUACCCUAAUGGUACUGUGGCUACAAAGUGUGGUGCACCUCCAUCAUGCAGUCAGUUCAACUGUCAAUGUUUUUGGUAGCUUCAUGCACAGUAUUCUGGUUUUGUUUUGGCCUUCUUGAUGAAUCCUUGUGAACAUGUGUUGCCUCCUGCUGUUUUUUUCUUUUUUUUAAAGAACCUUUUUAAGAGAACGCGCAAGCUUAAUAUGCCUGUGUGUAAUAACACUGCAUUAUGUAAUAACUAAACAAAAUGUAAUACAUUUGCAAUUCACUAUGUAAUAACCACAUUUUGUACUAGGCUGAUGCAUUUGUAAUAAAUAGCUUGAAUGCAAUAUUUAAUUAUUUUCCCCACAUUUUGCAAGAAAUUAAACCAUAUCGCAAUGUUUUUUCAUAAUGUGUUAUUUGCAAUUGUUUUAAUGAAAUGUAAUGACAUGCAUUAUUUAAUAACAACAAAAAAAGAUGUCUUCAUCUCGAUGUAGUUUUGGCCAAUGAAAGAUAAUCUACUGAAUUCAUUUUUUUUUUUUUAAAACUGAUCUAUGCGUGAAAGCAUGACUGUUAUAAUGUUUUUUUUGUACGAAGACGUCCAUAAUGCAUGUGUUAUUACAUUUUCGACUGUUUAUAACACAUUGCGGGUUUUAUUACAUAACGAAGGGAAAAUCUAUUGAUUUUUUUUUUCUUUAGUUAUUACAUAAUGUGUUGCAGUCCCUAAAAUUUUAAACAUUCAUGUCUUAUUAAAUAUAUAUGUGGACUUUUAAAAGCCUUAUUGUAUAUUCUGUUGUUUUAAAGGGUUCCUAUCGCCAAUUCUGCUGCUGAUAUAUGUGCUGAAAUGAUUUCCUUCUGUUGUUUUUUUUUGGCCUUUGUCAUGUUUUACUUUGUGUUUGAUGACAGUGAUCGAGCUACUGAGUGACGGGCUGCUUACACAUUGUGAAGUCCAGCAUUGAGCACAGAGGACAGAGAUACUGGCUCUCCCAGUUUGGCCACUGGUUUCUGUCUGCCGGUCCGACUCCUCCGAUGACAGAAAUCGUGUGAGCGUUGCCCCUCGUCAGCCUUUUGCUGUUCUCCAGGCGAUCUCGGGGCGUUCAUGUGUGGUGAAUGCCAAAAAACAAGUCCAAAUCGCUUUAAAGUGCUGUAUAAGUCUAGUUGAUGUGUGUGUGUGUGAGUGUGUGUGUGAGUGUGUGUGUGUGUGUGUGUACAGAUGACACUUUAUUUGUUCUAAGACUGAUUAAAGACUGGUCUCCUAUUGCACUUAAAAUACAAAU